Phycomyces blakesleeanus NRRL 1555(-) is the source of this 837-nucleotide messenger RNA. RefSeq lists its product as hypothetical. Gene Ontology annotation, molecular function: nucleic acid binding. NCBI's taxonomy places the organism in Eukaryota, Fungi, Mucoromycota, Mucoromycetes, Mucorales, Phycomycetaceae. Bases 1 to 837 code for a protein of 278 amino acids. The record is from RefSeq and is a predicted model, not a curated record. The transcript is spliced from 5 exons.
AUGUUCAAUCGUACACUUGCCGUGGCAGCUCGCCAGACUGCUCAGACUGUACGCAUCGCCCCAAGAUGCCUUUACUCUGUUCAGGCUACUGGAGAAACCAGACUUCCUGAUACCAGACGCCAUGACAAUAGACGCAAAGACUUUGCUGGCAACCUCAUCAAAAAGUUUACUGGCAAGUCUUUUCUUGUCCGUAGAGCUAAUGAGCCCAACGAAAGCAUGGUGCCCACUACUCUUGUUCGUAUUGAUUAUCUGCCUUCUACUGCUACUGCUGAAGAUAUCAGAAAGCUUGUACGUGAAGCUACCCAAAAGAAUGGCGAGAACAUUAAGGAGGUCGUAUUUUGCCGUACACCCACCUUCCAUUUCAAGGGUCGAUGCUUGGUUCACUUGAAUAACACUGAGGAUGCUGCUUCGUUGGUCAAGUAUGCUCACCGCAGAUUAUUGGCCGGUAAAGUACUUAACGCUGGAUUUGGUGGAGAAGGUAAUGAAGACAAUGUCUCUUCACUGUUGGCUGAAUCCCGUACACGUGAAUUGGGAUCUGUGGCCGAUGGAACAAACUAUUCGGGUCGUGCUGUUGAGAUUGUUGGCUUUCCUUUGAGAUCCACCGUUGAUCAUGUCAGUGGUAAACUGAGAUUUAAAAAUGUCUUCCCUAUUGAAGGUGUAGAUCAGAAUCUGGUUGAACUCAAGACUGCGGAAAGAUCAAGUGUAUCAAAGUUCUUGGUAAAAUUCGCAACAGAGGCAGAAGCAUGGCGAUGUGUCCGUACUUUCCACAACACUAGACACGUCCUUCGUGCAUCCCAUACAUACGAAUUCGAGCUGAGAGUAUCUGUCGUCUAUUAG